This is a messenger RNA of Linum tenue, 1413 nucleotides long. The record is from the annotation of a GenBank genome assembly. NCBI's taxonomy places the organism in Eukaryota, Viridiplantae, Streptophyta, Magnoliopsida, Malpighiales, Linaceae.
AUGCAAGAGGAGCUUCCAACUCCCAUUGAGGAGAGCAUUGAUGAUAAGAGAUACCAUUUUAUGUCUCUUAUCCUGAAUCUGGCAAACACAUUCCUUUAUAUGAUAAACACCUAUAUUAUAGUACCCACAGCAGAUGACUACUCCAUGAGCCUUGGUGCACCGGCAACAGUUUGUGGUAUUGUGAUUGGAUCAAUGGCUGUUGCUCAAGUCUUCUCUUCAGUAUACUUCAGUGCAUGGUCCAAUAGAUCAUACUUCAGGCCUCUUGUGUUCAGCAGCAUCGCUCUUCUGAUCGGAAAUGUCAUGUAUGCAAUGGCUUAUGAUUUCAAGUCAAUCACAAUACUUCUGUUAGGCCGGCUUUUCUGUGGGUUGGGUUCUGCUAGAGCUGUGAACCGGCGUUAUAUCAGUGAUUGUGUUCCACUUAAGCUACGUAUGCAAGCUUCAGCAGGUUUUGUUAGUGCAAGUGCUCUCGGGAUGGCCUGUGGCCCGGCUCUUGCUGGCUUACUUCAAACGGAGUUUAAAAUUUACAAGUUCACAUUCAAUCAGAACACUUUACCAGGCUGGGUUAUGGCUGUGGGUUGGUUCUUUUAUAUGAUAUGGCUGUGCAUCUCAUUUAGAGAGCCUUUUCGCCCGACACAAGAUACCAAUGUAGCUCCACAAACCAGUGAUGUGUUGAAAGCAGAACCAACGAGAAAUGAUGCUCUUGAGAAAGGUCUUCAGCAGCCAUUGCUACCAAGUACAGAAGCCAAUCAAGAUGAUGAAGAUUGUGGGAGUGAUGAUGAAUCUGAGGGAUCCAGAGGACCAGCUAACUCACUUCGCUCUGCUUAUAGGCUAUUGACACCUUCUGUAAAGGUUCAGUUGUUAAUAUAUUUCAUGCUCAAGUACGCCAUGGAGAUUUUAUUAUCAGAGUCUAGUGUCGUCACAACGUACUACUUCGGUUGGUCUACUAGCUCAGUGGCAAUAUUUCUCGCCUGCUUAGGCCUCACUGUCCUUCCAGUGAAUAUCAUUGUUGGAAGCUAUAUCAGUAACAUGUUUGAAGAUAGGCAAAUCUUACUAGCAUCAGAAAUCAUGGUCUGUGUAGGCAUACUCCUAAGCUUCCACAUCUUAGUUCCAUACACCGUGCCACAAUACGUGUGCUCAGGACUCAUUAUGUUUGUCUCGGCCGAAGUACUAGAAGGCGUCAACUUAUCGUUGCUCUCGCGAGUCAUGUCAUCGAGGCUCUCACAGGGAACAUACAACGGUGGACUACUCUCGACGGAGGCAGGUACCUUAGCUCGUGUGGUGGCAGAUGUAACAAUCACAAUGGCGGGGUACUUGGGGCAGAAAACGCUGUUGAAUGUGACUCUUCUACCUUCCCUUGUCAUUUGCAUAACCUCCAUCCUCGCCACAUGCUUCACCUACAACUCGCUAUAUUGA